Messenger RNA from Castor canadensis (American beaver), 4020 nucleotides. It is a transcript of the gene Pde2a, whose product is annotated as phosphodiesterase 2A. Gene Ontology annotation, molecular function: 3',5'-cyclic-nucleotide phosphodiesterase activity; protein binding. Lineage: Eukaryota; Metazoa; Chordata; Mammalia; Rodentia; Castoridae. The record is from RefSeq and is a predicted model, not a curated record. Gene Ontology annotation, biological process: signal transduction.
GGCCGGCGGGGCAGGCGGGCGGGCGGCUGCGAGCAUGGUCUUGGUGCUGCACCACAUCCUCAUCGCUGUUGUCCAAUUCCUCAGGCGGGGCCAGCAGGUCUUCCUCAAGCCCGACGAGCCACCGCCACCGCCGCCACCGCCGCAGCCAUGCGCCGACAGCCUGCAGGAUGCUUUGCUGAGCCUGGGUGCUGUCAUCGAUGUUGCAGGCCUGCGACAGGCUGCCAAGGAUGCCCUCUCAGCUGUGCUCCCCAGAGUGGAGGCUGUGUACACCUACCUGCUGGAUGGGGAGUCCCGGCUGGUGUGUGAGGACCCUGUGCAUGAGCUGCUGCAGGAUGGGAAAGUCCGGGAGGCCGUGAUCUCCCGAAAGCGGCUGAGCUGUAAUGGGCUGGCCCCCUCGGACGUGCCAGGGAAGCCCUUGGCCAGGCUGUUGGCUCCACUGGCUCCUGACACCCAAGUGCUGGUCAUCCCGCUGGUGGACAAGGAGGCCGGGACUGUGGAAGCUGUCAUCUUGGUGCACUGUGGCCAGCUGAGUGAAAGGGAGGAGUGGAGCCUACAGGCGGUGGAGAAGCACACCCUGGUGGCCCUGCGGAGGGUGCACGCCCUGCAGCAGCGCGUCCGGCGCGGCCCCCGGAGCCACCCUGAACCCCCGGCGGGGCUGGCAGAAGAGCAGAAGGACAGGGCAGAGUACACUGACCAGGACCGAAAGAUCCUGCAACUGUGCGGGGAACUCUACGACCUGGAUGCUACUUCCCUGCAGCUCAAAGUCCUUCAAUACCUGCAGCAGGAGACCCAGGCAUCCCGCUGCUGUCUCUUGCUAGUAUCCGAAGACAACCUGCAGCUUUCCUGCAAGGUCAUCGGAGAUAAAGUGCUUGGGGAAGAGAUCAGCUUUCCUUUGACCAUGGGACGCCUGGGCCAGGUGGUGGAAGACAAGAAGUCCAUCCAGCUGAAGGACCUCACUUCCGAAGAUGUGCAACAGUUGCAAAACAUGUUGGGUUGUGAGCUGCAGGCCAUGCUCUGUGUCCCUGUCAUCAGCCGGGCCACUGACCAGGUGGUGGCCUUGGCCUGCGCCUUCAACAAACUUGGAGGAGACUUGUUCACAGACCAGGAUGAGCAUGUGGUCCAGCACUGCUUCCACUACACAGGCACGGUGCUCACCAGCACCCUAGCCUUCCAGAAGGAGCAGAAGCUCAAGUGUGAGUGCCAGGCCCUUCUCCAAGUGGCAAAGAACCUCUUCACUCACCUGGAUGAUGUCUCUGUCCUGCUCCAGGAGAUCAUCACAGAGGCCAGAAACCUCAGCAAUGCAGAGAUCUGCUCCGUGUUCCUGCUGGAUCAGAACGAACUGGUGGCCAAGGUUUUCGACGGUGGCGUGGUGGACGAUGAGAGUUACGAGAUCCGCAUCCCCGCUGACCAGGGCAUCGCGGGCCACGUGGCAACCACUGGCCAGAUCCUGAACAUCCCUGACGCCUACGCCCACCCGCUUUUUUACCGCGGCGUGGACGACAGCACUGGUUUCCGCACGCGCAACAUCCUCUGCUUCCCGAUCAAGAACGAGAACCAGGAGGUCAUCGGUGUUGCCGAGCUGGUGAACAAGAUCAAUGGGCCGUGGUUCAGCAAGUUCGAUGAAGAUCUGGCCACCGCCUUCUCUAUCUACUGUGGCAUCAGCAUCGCGCAUUCUCUGCUAUACAAAAAAGUGAACGAGGCCCAGUAUCGCAGCCACCUGGCUAAUGAGAUGAUGAUGUAUCACAUGAAGGUCUCUGAUGAUGAAUAUACCAAACUUCUCCACGACGGGAUCCAGCCAGUGGCUGCCAUUGACUCCAACUUUGCCAGUUUCACUUAUACCCCUCGCUCUCUGCCUGAAGAUGACACUUCCAUGGCCAUCCUCAGCAUGCUGCAGGACAUGAAUUUCAUCAAUAACUACAAAAUUGACUGCCCGACUCUGGCCCGGUUCUGCUUGAUGGUGAAGAAAGGCUACCGGGAUCCACCUUACCACAACUGGAUGCAUGCCUUUUCUGUCUCCCACUUCUGCUACCUGCUCUAUAAGAACUUGGAGCUAACCAACUACCUCGAGGACAUCGAGAUCUUUGCCUUGUUUAUUUCCUGUAUGUGUCAUGACCUGGACCACAGAGGCACAAACAACUCCUUCCAAGUGGCCUCGAAAUCUGUGCUGGCUGCACUCUACAGCUCUGAGGGCUCUGUCAUGGAGAGGCACCACUUUGCUCAGGCCAUUGCCAUCCUCAACACCCAUGGCUGUAACAUCUUUGACCACUUCUCCCGGAAGGACUAUCAGCGCAUGCUGGACCUGAUGCGGGAUAUCAUCUUGGCCACAGACCUGGCCCAUCACCUCCGGAUCUUCAAGGACCUCCAGAAGAUGGCUGAAGUGGGUUAUGACCGAACCAACAAGCAGCACCACAGGCUCCUCCUCUGCCUUCUGAUGACCUCCUGUGACCUCUCUGACCAGACCAAGGGCUGGAAGACGACCAGAAAAAUCGCAGAGCUGAUCUACAAAGAAUUCUUCUCGCAGGGAGAUUUGGAGAAGGCCAUGGGCAACCGACCAAUGGAGAUGAUGGACCGGGAGAAGGCCUACAUCCCCGAGCUACAGAUCAGCUUCAUGGAGCACAUUGCAAUGCCCAUCUACAAGGUGUUGCAGGACCUGUUCCCCAAGGCAGCAGAGCUGUACGAGCGUGUGGCCUCUAACCGUGAGCACUGGACCAAGGUGUCCCACAAGUUCACCAUCCGUGGUCUCCCAAGCAACAACUCGUUGGACUUCCUGGAUGAGGAGUAUGAGGUGCCCCAGUUGGAUGGCACCAGAGCCCCUGUCAAUGGCUGCUGCAGCCUUGAUGCUGAGUGAUCCCUUCCCAGGACUCUCCCUAUCCGGCUCUCCUCCCACAACCUACCACCAGUCUGACCUGAUGCACUGGGAACCAGAGCCAUGGGUCCUGCUUCUAGACCAGGACGUCCUGUGUGAUUGGGCACAUGCUGCCCUUCCUGGACCUCACCUUUGUUGUCUAUAGAACAGAAGCAAGACUUCCAGCCUUGCAAGACUUUGCCAUUUAUCCUUCAAGAAGCAUAGGGGUGACCAAUGAGUAGUGGGCCCCGCUCUGCCUCUCUGACCACACCCAAGCCACUCUUUCUCUGAGCAGUCCACAUGGUUCCUUCUGUGCCCCAUUCCUGACCCUGCUUCCCCUGGGGGAACCCCAUUUCCUGGGGUCUCCAGGAUCUUCAUGCAAGGGGAAAGGUGGGACAUCUGUGUGAGCAGAGAGUGGGAAAACAGCCACCCAUUCUGCUGGAGGACUAGAAACAGCCGGGGGUGGAGGUGGCCCUGAGGACCACUGCUAUGCCUCUGGUGGGAUUGGGAUCUGAAGAUACAGGGGUCCCAGGAGGACAGGGACCCACCAGCCAGGUAGCUCAGUGUUCUGGGGAGAGGGGGCCCAGGCAGAAAGCAGAUCAGAUGCUGAGCAGGAAGGAUCCCCACACCGGGAGACAAGCCCAGGUGUGCCAGCAAAGCUUCCAAUGCUGUGUGACCCUGGGCAAUUUCCUUCCUUCUCUGGGCAAGACAGGAGGGUAAGAACAUCUGUUCUGUAAGAUCCCUUUGAGAUAAAAGUUUCCAUGCUCCAUGGAGUCCCAGCAGAGGCUGUGGAGUGUCUCUGUCACACCCUAGAGCACAGAGCCCAACCCUGAGUCCCUCCGUGUCCCCUGAGUGUACUCCUUGGCCUGAGCCCCUCUUCCAUUCCUGCCACCAGAGAGGGACCUGGCCUCACCCUGGCCAGGCCUCUCUCCUCUUCAAGGCCAUAUCCACCUGUGCCCAGGGCUUGGGAGACCCUCCCUAGGGCCGGGCCUCUUGGGUCAGCCCGGCUGCUGGCUUCUCUCUUGUUUCGUCCGUGUGUGUUGUGGGCAGGGAAGGGGCCACCUGCCUUACCUACUCUGAGUUGCCUUUAGAGAGAUGCGUUUUUCUAGGACUCUGUGCACCUGUUGUAUGUGGUCCCGUGGGCUGACUGCUUUGUAUAUGAGAAUAAAUCUAUU